UCACUUAUUAUCCAUAUCUAUAUAUAAGCUUAUCCACUGUUACUUCUCAAAAUAAAACAUUAGAGCAGAUGACAUAGCCUACUGAUAUAUUAUUAACCAUGGAUUUCUUUUACAUUGCCAUUACACUAGCUACCUCCAUUAUUUUUCUCUUCUUUCUUCACAAACAAAUUUUCUCAACCAAAAGUAACAAUGGACAGAAGAAGAGGGUACCUGAAGCAGCCGGAGCAUGGCCAAUUAUCGGCCAUCUCCCCCUUCUCAGUGGAUCCGAAUCCGAUCAACUGCCUCACAAAAUCUUGGGCCGCAUGGCAGAAAAAUACGGUCCCAUUUUUGGAAUGAAGCUUGGAGUUCAUCAUGUUGUAGUUGUGAGCGAUCCCAAAUUAGCUAAAGAAUGCUUUACUACAAAUGAUUUGGCCCUUGCAAGCAGGCCCAAAUCCAUGGCUUCAGAGAUCAUAGGCUACAAAGAUGCCAUGUUUGGACUUGCUCCUUACGGGCCUUACUGGCGAGAAACAAGAAAGAUAGCCACAAUUGAGUUGUUUUCCACAAGGCGAAUCGAAAUGCUCAAACAUAUCAGGGAAUUUGAAGUAAAAUCAGCUAUUAAAGAGACGUAUAAUUACUGGAUGAAGAAUAAGAGUAGUAGUAAUUUAAAUGGUGUUGUGAAGAUGGAGUUGAAGGAAUGGUUUGGAGAUUUAAUAACGAACAGUUUAGGGAAAAUGUUAUUUGGAAAAGGAUUUAAGGGUAAUGAAGAAGGAGGAAUAAAUACAACUCACAAAGCAAUUAGAAGAUUUUUUGAACUGUUGGGGGCUUUUGUUGUGGCUGAUUUUUUGCCUUAUUUAAGGCGACUGGAUAUAGGAGGACAUGAGAAGGCAAUGAAGGAGGUUGCUAAAGAAAUUGACUUUGUUGUUGAAGAAUGGUUAGCAGAGCAUAAAAGGAAGAGGGAAACUGAUGGGAUUAAAUCAGGUGAAGAAGAAGAUUUCAUGGAUGUCAUGUUGUCCAUUUGUGAAAAUAGAGAUAUGCAUGGAUUUGAAGCUGAUACUGCUAUGAAAGCUACUUGUAUGGGUCUGCUAGCGGCAGGUACUGACACCACGAUCGUAACUCUAACAUGGACUUUGUCUUUACUCCUAAACAACUAUGAAGCACUAAAAAACGCCCAAGAUGAGCUAGACACUCACGUUGGGAAGAACAGAUGGGUCCAAGAAUCGGAUAUCAAGAACUUAGUCUAUCUUCAAGCGAUUGUCAAAGAAGCAUUACGUUUAUAUCCAGCUGCACCACUCUCUGUACCACAUGAGUCGAUGGAUGAUUGUACUAUCAGUGGCUACGAUAUACCAAAAGGCACUCGCUUAUUAGUGAACAUAUGGAAGUUUCAUCUCAAUCCUAAUAUAUGGUUAAAUCCUCAUGAGUUCAAGCCAGAGAGGUUCUUGACGACACACAAGGAUGUCGAUGUAAGGGGCAGUCACUUUGAGUUGAUACCAUUUGGUAGUGGAAGAAGAAUGUGCCCCGGAAUUUCCUUGGCCCUUCAAGUUGUGCCCUUUGUAAUAGCCAUGUUGCUGCAGGGGUUUGACAUGAAGAGGCCUUCGGAUGAACCAAUUGAUAUGAGUGAGAGCUUUGGAUUGACAGUCCUCAAAACUACUCCGCUCGAAGUUCACCUUUCUCCCCGCUUGGCUCCUAAUCUUUAUGAAUGAAAUGCGUCUGAAGGUUUUACCUCAUGUCACGAUUGUAAACUAGUUUGUAAUAUUGAAGUGAAAUAAUAAAGAAACGUCAAAAUUCUCACAUCUGAAAUGUGAUUGAAGAAGUAACUCUUGACAUCAUCUUGGAGAUGACAUUAUUUUUAGAGUCCUACAUUGCAAAUUUCAGGUUGUAACAGUGACAUUAGCCUACAGUACUCUCCCAACUUUAGUUACUACUUUUGGAUCGUUCAGGUUGAAGGGAUAUGUAUAUGCAUGGUUUGUUACCUUCUCAAGAAAUUUCUU
Lycium ferocissimum is the source of this 1967-nucleotide messenger RNA. RefSeq names its product cytochrome P450 CYP82D47-like. Gene Ontology annotation, molecular function: heme binding; monooxygenase activity; oxidoreductase activity, acting on paired donors, with incorporation or reduction of molecular oxygen. Lineage: Eukaryota; Viridiplantae; Streptophyta; Magnoliopsida; Solanales; Solanaceae. The record is from RefSeq and is a predicted model, not a curated record. The transcript is spliced from 2 exons. The coding region runs from base 99 to 1679 and encodes 526 amino acids. Gene Ontology annotation, biological process: defense response to other organism.